Molecule: messenger RNA, 2135 nt
Organism: Fundulus heteroclitus (mummichog)
Lineage: Eukaryota; Metazoa; Chordata; Actinopteri; Cyprinodontiformes; Fundulidae
Product: kelch domain-containing protein 8A-like
Exons: 3
Coding region: 84-308 (74 amino acids)
Molecular function (GO): protein binding
Source: RefSeq, a predicted model, not a curated record
UAGGCACCUGGCUCAAGUCUGAGGAGACAGUGGCUUUGAAAACCAAGAGAGCAGACUUUGCUGCCGCCUUCUUGCGCGGCAGGAUGGUAGUCUCAGGUGGACUCGGUCAUGAGCCCUCAGCUUUGGACACAGUUGAAGCAUUUAACCCUCAGAAAAAGAAGUGGGAACGUUUGGUUCCCAUGAACUUCCCCAGAUGCUCUGCCUCUUCCAUCAUCAUCAGAGACCGCCUUCUGGUGGUGGGAGGAGUUAACCAGGUUCCCAGCUCAGCCCAUGAGAUCCUCUACGUCAAGGAUGAAGAGUGUCUCUAGCCUGGCGUGACUGACAGCAGGUGAUUGCUGCAGAUUCAACCUCUUCCUGUCAGGAUGGCCUUUCUUCAUCAGACUGAAGGGCUCUGUUUUUAAAAACACUGAAAACAUUUGACUUAGGCUACAGCAUGCAAUGUAACAGGUAACACUGCCCCCUGCUGGAAGUAGUUGAACCCAACAUAAUGGAGCAUCUGAGUCUUCCUUUGGAUUGAGAUUCAGUUGGUCUAAACGCGGAACUGUUCUGCAUUUUAGUGCACACCUAUGGAAGGGACUGUAUUCUAACUGGAAUCACAGAAAAACCCAUAAAGACCUAUUUUAUUGUAUAUCUGUAUUUCAUCUUUGCAUUUAUGGCCUGGUGUUUAUUUUAUGUGAUUUAAGAACAAUAUAUAAGGUGGACUUUAUGAAGCAUUUUAUCUCAGUGAUGAUGAGGUAAUAGCAAUAUUUGUAGAUUAUUUAAUCAUCCUGAUAAUCCAGUUGUUUUGUUCAUUUGGUUGUUUAACUAACUGCCAGGUAUAAAUAAUCGUAGUGUCACGGUUUCAGCUCCUUCAAGAUAAUGUUUUGUUCUAAUGAAAUUAGGAGAAACUGUAAUCUGCCUCUUCUAUGGUGUAGCAGUGCCUGUUUGGGAGUGUGAUCAUUUAUACGAUGCUGCGCAUUGCCGGAAUGAAACAAGACCAUGGGUGAAAUACAGUUUUUGUUAAUGCUACAGCAGAAACAUGAAUGUGUUCAAAUGGGAUUUCAUGUGAUAAGUCCACAUAAAUGAGUGGAUAACUAUUAGGUGAAAGAAAAGCUAAACGUUUUUCUCAUUAUCUUUUCCUUUUACGAAUCUGCAUUUGUAUUUAUCCCCCCCUGGGUUUAUGCUUUGCACUGUUUACUGUUGUUACAGGUGUAAGUCUCUUGGGGUAUGUCUCUACUGUCUUUGCACAUGUAGAGACUAAAGAUUUUGCCUUUCAGCUCAGUUCAAGUUGAAUUAAAAAUAGUUGUAUUAAUCCAAAUGGUAAUAUAAGCGUUUUAGUAACUCUCUAUUUAGGUUUCUUCAACAAGCCAGUACUGUAAAAAUGGGUCUGGCUCUGGCCCUAGAAGGGUCUGCUAUUGUUGUCUGUAUUAUGGGGGACACCACUCUGUUGUUGGUGUAUCCCAGUCCCAUGAAGAGGAUGCUCAGAGUACUCCAUUAUGUUCUUAAUUUUAUGAAGCAUCUUUCUUUGGGGAGACUGUGGAUAGAGUAGUCAUCUUGCAAUCGUAAGGUUGUGUGUCCGAUUCCAGCUUCCCCUUUCCUUCUUCCACACUUUUGCUCUGAUCCUUACAAGACUUGUUGCCAAAUGCAAAUGGUACUUCUUAUGGCUUCCUUCUUGUCUUUCUUCCCUAAAGAGCAGAUUUGUGACAUGCACACGUACAACUAAUAGUUGGCCUGGGAAAACAGUCUGGAAAUUUUUCUGUUCAGUAAUGUUCUCUAACAAAUCUCUAAGGCUUUCACAGACCAGCUGUUUUUUUUUUUGUUUUUUGUUUUUUAUUUUUACUUAGGAUAUAUUAAAAGCUGAUUUUUUUUGUAGAUAUUGUGAAAAACAGGCAUCCUUUUCUUUCCAGUUUUUAAUUCUGUGCUACUUUGUGUUGGUCUAUCACAUACAAUCCCAAUACAAUACUCUGAACUCUGUGUUUGCAAUUUGACAAAAUGUGAAAGAGUACAAUGAGUGAAAUACUUAUGCAAAGGACCGUACAACAUGUGCAAUUUUAGGAUAAAUAUUGGACUGACUUGUUGACUGAAACGUGGGUUUCAAUUCCAGGUCAGCUUUCUACCCACAUUAAUAAAAUCACUAGUCUUUGAUAUUGACAAGG